This is a messenger RNA of Glycine soja, 1688 nucleotides long. RefSeq names its product protein PAIR1. Gene Ontology annotation, cellular component: nucleus. The transcript has 12 exons. Bases 197 to 1399 code for a protein of 400 amino acids. Gene Ontology annotation, biological process: microsporogenesis; embryo sac development; chromosome organization involved in meiotic cell cycle. Lineage: Eukaryota; Viridiplantae; Streptophyta; Magnoliopsida; Fabales; Fabaceae. The record is from RefSeq and is a predicted model, not a curated record.
UCUCUCUCUCUCUCUCACACACCUUCAAAUUCCCAUUCCGUUCCCGCCUUUAUUUGCAAUCCUCGAGUUUCCAUUUUCCUUCUCUUCUUCUCUCACACUGAGCCAUUCCUUCCUCUCAAACUCGAAACGCAUGCCGUUUCCGCAGAUUCCGACGACGAUGACCUAGACGCCGUUUCAUCUCCGAGCGGAAGCAAAAAUGAAGAUCAACAAAGCCUGCGAUCUUAACUCCAUCUCUGUCUUUCCUCCUCCUCUCGUUUAUCCUAGGAAAGCGAACAAUAUAUCGAGUGGAUUGCAAGCGUCUCACUCUCAGCAUCGCUCGCAGCCAUCUCAGCAGUCGCUUUCUCAGGGACUUUCGUCUCAGCACGGAGUGCUGUCGCAUUUCUCCCAAAACUCUCUCGACGAGGCCGUCACGACUAACGAUCAGAGAGUUGGUUCUCAAGAACAUGAGAACUCUUUGAGGAGGAUUUCUAGCUUGUCCCGACCUACAUAUUCACGGGAAGAGAGUCAAGCACCUAACUCAAGAUCUUCAUCCAAUCUAAUGCUCAAAUGGAAUUCUGCAGAUCAUAAAACAGGUCAGUUAAGUGAAGGACUUGAACACCGAAUUGGCAUAAUGGAAACUUCAUUGAGCAGGUUCACAAUGAUCUUGGAUUCUGUUCAAAGUGACGUAAUGCAAGUAAACAAAGGAACAAAGGAAAUUAUUUUGGAGGUGGAAUGCAUAAGGCAGAAGUUGAUUGCUCAGGAUAACUCACUUCAGUUAAUGACUAAAGGACAAGAAGAAAUUAAAGCAAUCAUUGAAAGGAGCUUGAAAUCUUUAGCUGAACAAAUGAGCCAUGUUUCAAAGAAAGAGAAGUUACAGGAUGUAUAUUUGGCAGUUUCUGCGUUACCUCAGCUAAUUGAAGCCUCUCUGCAAAAUGUACAAAAUGAUCUCCGUAACAUCACCAAGGAAAUGCAGGAAAUUUCUUGCAAUCUAAAAAGUGUCAACCAAAAGGAUCUGGUGCCGACCAGUUUGUCUUCGAAGAGUACUAGCAAACAGAUUACCACACCGAAAAUGCGUCAGCCUCUUGCUAAUGAGGCGAAGGUGAGUAUACAAGCCACUGUAGCUCCAGAGGUGGAAAGCGGAGGCUGGAAGCCAGUAAAAAAAGAAAGAGUCACUUUUUCAGAUAGAACUUCUGAGAAGGUGCAGAAGAAAAAAGAACCACACACUCAGAAGUAUAUAAGGGGAGGUAGAGACUGUGCUAUUGUCAUUGAAUCUGAUGAGGAGAUUGAUGGAGGUUUUUCCUGCUUGGUCCAAGAAAACGCAGGAGUAAACCUUCUUGGCAACUUGACCAAGGAAGCACUGGAAGAAACUGAGCGAAUUUUGCGGAAAGCAAGGAGGCGCAAGAGGAAAAGUAUUUUUUAAUACUAUAAUAACAAUAGAGUGAAGGCCCUUUAAAAAAAACAACAAUAUAGUGAAGGAGGAAUUUGAUACUUUCAGAUGCAGAAGGAAAAACCCCGGGCUAAAAUUUGGAUAAAAGUUAUGGAACUUUUGGUAUUUUCCCUAAUAAAGUGAAAUCUCACCUUAGUAUAAAUCUUUGUUAUACAGAUACUACUCAUUUUUAACUUUAAUUAGAAAUAGUAUCAAAACCACGUAUUAAACUGUAUCCAAGUUUAUCUUUUAAGAAAUUAUUCGUUUUUAUUUGGUUUGUUAA